GUUUUACUCGUCUACGAAUACGUAGACCUGUUCGCAAAUGUCUAUUGCUCCUUCUUCGAGCUCGUAAUUGACUUCUCCAUUUCAUUGCCAUAGCUUCCAUUUUGUGUUUCGUCGCAGGUUUUGUGCGUUCGGACCACCAUGGAGGACGAGGUAAAGGCACUCUUGGACCUCGUUAACAAGUUGCAGCCGUCCGUCGCGGAUCCUGUGCACUCUUCACAGUUCAAAAAGCUGAAGGAUCAUGCUGAGAGGAUUGCAGCUUUGACAAAUUCACACACGGGAUCCAAUGUACGCCCUAAAAUCAAGGAAAUGAGUGGAGAGGUUGUGGAUAGCAACCCUUACAGCCGUCUCAUGGCUCUGAAGCGUAUGGGCAUUGUGAACAAUUAUGAAGAGAUUCGCAAGUUUUCUGUUGCAAUUGUGGGUAUUGGAGGCGUGGGUAGUGUUGCAGCAGAGAUGCUCACACGAUGCGGCAUUGGUAGGUUGCUGCUUUACGACUACGACACUGUUGAGUUGGCUAACAUGAACCGACUUUUCUUCAAGCCCGAUCAGGCUGGCAUGACUAAGACAGAUGCAGCUGUACAAACCCUAGCAGAAAUCAACCCUGACGUCAUUCUUGAGAGUUACACACAGAAUAUAACUACCGUGGAUGGUUUCAAAAAAUUUACCGACAGCUUGACUCGAGAUAUGAAAGGAAACAGCACUGGAGGUAAAAGCGGAGUCGAUCUAGUACUUAGCUGUGUCGAUAACUACGAAGCCCGUAUGGUUGUUAAUCAGGCUUGCAAUGAACUACGCCAAACUUGGAUGGAAUCAGGUGUAUCUGAGGAUGCAGUGUCUGGUCACAUUCAGUUAUUGAUUCCUGGAGAAACUGCUUGUUUUGCGUGUGCUCCACCCCUGGUGGUGGCAUCGGGAGUUGAUGAGAAGACACUCAAGCGGGAAGGAGUAUGUGCAGCAUCUUUACCAACUACGAUGGGCAUUGUUGCAGGACUGUUAGUACAGAACACUCUGAAGUAUCUACUUCAGUUUGGGCUUGUCUCUAGAUACUUGGGUUACAGCGCGCUGAAGGACUUUUUUCCAACUAUGGAGAUGAGGCCUAACCCUCAGUGUUCUAAUACAGCUUGUUUAGAAUGUCAGCGUGAAUAUGCAGCAAAAAAACCAGUACGAGAUGCUGCUGCAAAGGCCAAGGCUGAAGCAGAAGCUGAAGAGGCAAGUCUUGCAGCGCAAGUGCCACUACAUACAGAGAAUGAGUGGAAUAUCUGUUUAGUGGAUGACGAUGAUCCAGUGAUUUUCAGCGAGUCGGCCGGUGGAACUUCAUCAGUAGCAAACAGUUUGCCUGAUGGAUUGCGGCGGGAGCUUCCAGAGUCGGACCACUUGCACAAUACCGAGAUUACAGGGAAUGACUUCGUGCAAUCUGGAGGUGACUUGGAUGACUUAGAUGAGCUUCAAAAACAGCUUGAAGCACUUAAUGCAAUGUAGAAGGAAUUAUUUUUCCUUAUGAUAAUCCUCAACUUCUCUGCUCCUCUGGUGAGGUGCUUGAACGAUUGUUAAUCCAGAAAUUCAGUGUCCAUGUGUGUUACAAUCGUACUAGGAAUAUGUCUGCGAAAAAUUACACGUUUUUAAAGAUCCCGUGCAAUUCCACACAAUAGUGUGGCAAUUGUAGUGCGCAUUUCAUCUAA
Molecule: messenger RNA, 1670 nt
Organism: Physcomitrium patens
Lineage: Eukaryota; Viridiplantae; Streptophyta; Bryopsida; Funariales; Funariaceae
Product: ubiquitin-like modifier-activating enzyme 5
Biological process (GO): protein ufmylation
Cellular component (GO): cytoplasm; cytosol
Molecular function (GO): UFM1 activating enzyme activity
Source: RefSeq, a predicted model, not a curated record